Messenger RNA from Oppiella nova, 801 nucleotides. NCBI's taxonomy places the organism in Eukaryota, Metazoa, Arthropoda, Arachnida, Sarcoptiformes, Oppiidae. The record is from the annotation of a GenBank genome assembly.
AAGGAUUUCAGCGGAAAAGUAGUGUUGAUUACGGGCUCUAACUCAGGCCUCGGAGCCGAGAUCGCUCGUCUAUUUGCAUACUUAGGCGCACAGGUAGUUAUCACCGGCCGGGAUGUCAACCGAGUGAAUAUUGUGGCGCAAGAAGUGUAUAAAUUAUCACCAAAAGGAUUAAAGCCUUUGCAAGUGGUGGCGGAUGUGACCAAAAGCGAUGAUCUCAAGAGAUUAGUGAAUGAAUCGAUCGCCGCAUUUAAGAAGAUUGAUAUCCUGGUGAACAACUCGGGCGGAAAUGUCUUCCAUACCAUCAAAGAUAAGGAUUUUAUGCAGACUUUUGAUUUCAUAAUUCAACUCAAUUUGAGAGCAUUGGUUGAGAUGACACACCUGACUGUCCCCUAUUUGGAGAAAACUAAAGGCGUUAUCAUCAAUAUAUCGGGAAUCGGAGCCCUAUCGCCGCACACCCGAAUGCUUGGCUACAGUGCCUCCCGAGUGGCUGUCGACAUGACCACCAAAAUACUGGCCCUAGAAUUGGGGGCCUCAGGCAUACGGGUGAACGGCAUUAAUGUCGGUGUUUGUGAGACGCCUGCAGUGGACGGCACUAAAGACAAUAUGGAUCCCAAUAGACUGCGUGCGGAGGUGUCCGCCAAAACACCGUUGGGACGAAUGGGUGUUCCCAUAGAUGUGGCCAAAAGUGUGGUAUUCUUGGCCUCAAGUGAUGCCGAAUUCAUUACCGGCGCUAAUCUACUACUUGACGGCGGAUAUCAUUACAACUUUGAGGGCAAUUAUUUCGAGAAGAUUUUCAAAUGA